Messenger RNA from Alternaria rosae, 834 nucleotides. RefSeq lists its product as uncharacterized. The record is from RefSeq and is a predicted model, not a curated record. Bases 1 to 660 code for a protein of 219 amino acids. Lineage: Eukaryota; Fungi; Ascomycota; Dothideomycetes; Pleosporales; Pleosporaceae. The transcript is spliced from 3 exons.
AUGGCCAAUACGACGAGUGAUGAGCUCCCUCGGGAGAUUGCAUGUCACUGGACAAAUUCGCAAAAACGGACACCUUGCACCGACCAUACAAAAGUAGAUCAUACUGCAGCCAAAUUUGAGCUUGUGGCUGCUUCCGAAGAUGCUGUGACGCCAGACUCUAUCGCUGAGCUGGUCCGACGAGAACCCCCACAGCGAUGGUCGAAGCCUGGUGCAUCUGUCGCGUUUUCCAACUCCACGUAUUACACAGCUUUGUCGCGCUUGGGCAGGACUGGCACUAGGAUUGUGCGUAAAGAACUUCAAGAGAGUGACGAAUACGCUCAAUUACCGCGAACACAAAAGCUUUGGCCCGUUGAUCCAAUGGUGGAACAGAAUUGGUCGGAAAGAGGACAGCAUGCGAAAUUUGAGAAAGACGAGCAAAGCUUAAUCAACAGCAUCCUAGAGGUUCAAGAUGAUCUCGGCAGCACGUGUACUGAUACAGUGCAAAGUGUUAGAUGUCGCAGGAUCCUCCUCGUGCGCAAAACCAUCACCUGUGGGAAACACACUAUGGCGAAGGAAGAAGCCGUCAAGGAGGUCACGCACCUCACGCGCCUCAACCACGCACACAUCUUGCGUGACAUCGGAACAUAUGUCAAAACCCGGCAUCUAUCCAUUCUGCUCUAACCUGUCGCAGACUACAACCUCGACGAAUUCCUAGAAGUAGCCCGAAAAGGUACGACCAGCUACGACUGCUGGCACUUCAAUCACAUUUCAACCCUUAGGCAGAUGUUUGUCUGUCUAUCGAGUGCCGUUGAAUACAUACAUCGCAAUCUCACAAAACACAUGGACAUCAAGCCG